CAGAUGUUCUUCUUGUGAAUUUUUAACUAGUUAUUACUAAUUAAACAAUUUUGCAUUUGAUAUUGGGAAUUCUAUCUAAAAAUGCAUGGCAGUUAAUUCUUUGAGGUUUCUUUUUGUAGUUCUAUGACUUAUAAGCCAGAGUCCAAGCUGUAGUACUACAUCAUGAGCUCAGCUUACUCAGAUAAGCUGUGAACAGUAAAUUUGGGCUGAAAUAUGAGAGAAUGCAUCUAUGUUGUAAGUGUGCACCAUAUAAAACAAAUCCUGGAUCUGGCAAUGCAUAAUGAGAGAAAAAAAAGUGCAACUGUGUUUUUGGAUUAAAACAGCAAAUUUUUUGGUGUAUUUUUAUAUGUUUUUUAUGGUAGCAUUUACUGUUUCUUGGUCUCAUAUGAUAGAGUAGAAGAUGUAUUAUAGAAAUGGCUUUGAUGGAUUUUAGUACUGAAAAUAGCUUAAAAUUGAGUUCAGAGUAGAAGAAAUGUUCUAUUUUUGCUGAUAUCAGAGGGUAAACAACCACGUCACGUGUGCAAUACACAUCAACUGGUGGGUUUAAUGUGUGCUGCUGAAUGCACUGAUAUUUUUUAUACAAUUAUUACAAUAUUGAAUAACAGUAACUUUUCCAUUUUUUGUGUGCAUAAAAAUAAUUUGUGAAUAAAAAAUCAAAAUGAAAUUCAUCUGUAAAGCCUACAAAUAUAACUAAUAUGUACUAGAAAUGUUAGUUUAAUGCCAGGUUGCCUGUACUGAUUAUUCAGGACCCUAUUUUGAAAUUGGAAAAUUUUGAAUUUUGUGUGAAAUUGGUCAUAUUACCAAUACCAGGUUGCUUGCUUUGAUUAUUCUGGGACCAAUUUUGAAAUUGGAAUAUUUUGAAUUUAUGUGUGAAAUUGGCCAUAUUACCAAAACCAGGUUGUCUGCUUUGAUUAUUCUGGACCUUAUUUUGAAAUUAAAAUAUUUUGAGUUUUGUGUGAAAUUGGCCAUAUUUCCAAUUUUCAAUCACUUUAUUGGGAAGUUGAAAUAGUUGAAUUGGGCAAUUUUAUGUGCUAAUAGAUAAUAUGGAACACAUACUAGUGAAAUAGCUAAGAAUUUGGUAUAAUGGAACUAUGUAAUUGGCCAAAAACAUGACUCAAAGUGGGCAAAAUUGCUAAUGCAUAAAUAUUUCUGACACAGCAAAAUUUGCAGGAGUAUAACUUCAUCAAUACUUUAUAAAAUUUUGUACUUUUUAUUUUAUUACAUUCAGAAAAAGAUUCUCUAUGAUUUCCUAAGAAAAAAUAUAUUUUUUAGACCCUGUGGGGAAUUUUCGGACUGGGGGUCUGAACUCUCAAAGAGUCAAUAAAAGAAUACAAAAAAAAAAUUUUUAAACACAAGAGCAAAUAAUAAUAAUAAUAAUAAUAAUAAUAUUAUUGUUGAGUGUCUCUGCAGUGUUCUAGUACAUACAUUAAUGUUUUAACACAAAACAAAAAUUAUGAUAGUGUUUUAACAAACAAUAUGAACUUUAUUAAUGAUCAUAAGUAGGAAAAGUUUUGCCUAAAUAAAUCUUAACAUGGGAAUAUGUUCAUAAGGAAAACCACGUGUUCAAUGUCCAAAAUAUUUUUAAAAAAUCUUGAAAUAGACAUGUGAGUACAUAAGGAAGAUUAACUAUACCAACGUUGUAUGACUAAAAUAUUUUUAAUGAAAUACCUUCAUUUAAAAAAUAUGGAAAAACAUAAAGAACAUAAACCAUAUCAAUGUUCUGAGUGUCUGAAAUGUUUUAGUCAAAAAAGCAAUCUUGUGUCACAUGCGAGAGUACAUACAGGAGAUAAACCAUAUGAAUGUUCUGAGUGUCUGAAAUGUUUUAGUCAAAAAAGCCAUCUUGUGUCACAUGCAAGAGUACAUACAGGAGAUAAACCAUAUGAAUGUUCUGAGUGUCUGAAAUGUUUUAGUCAAAAAAGCCAUCUUGUGUCACAUGCGAGAGUACAUACAGGAGAUAAACCAUAUCAAUGUUCAGAGUGUUUGAAAUGUUUUACUGAAAAACGCUAUCUUGUGACACAUAUGAGAGUACAUACAGGAGAUAAACCAUACAAAUGUUCAGAGUGUUUGAAAUGUUUUACUGAAAAACACAGUCUUGUGAAACAUAUGAAAGUACAUACAGGAGAUAAACCAUAUCAAUGCAAUGAGUGUCUGAAAUGUUUUAAUCAAAAAAGCAGUCUUGUGAAACAUAUGAGAGUACAUACAGGAGAUAAACCAUAUCAGUGUUCUGAGUGUCUGAAAUGUUUUAGUGAAAAACACUGUCUUGUGAAUCAUAUGAGAGUACAUACAGGAGAUAAACCAUAUCAAUGUUCUAAGUGUCUGAAAUGUUUUACUCAAAAAAGCCAUCUUGUGAAACAUAUGAGAGUACAUACAGGAGAUAAACCAUAUCAGUGUUCUGAGUGUCUGAAAUGUUUUAGUGAAAAAAGCAGUCUUGUGAAACAUGUGACAGUACAUACAGAAGAUAAACCAUUUCAGUGCGCUGAGUGUCUGAAAAGUUUUACCGCAAAAAGCAGUCUUGUGACACACAUGAGAGUACAUACAGGAGAUAAACCAUAUCAGUGUUCUGAGUGUCUGAAAUGUUUUAAUAGAAAAAGCAAUCUUGUCAGACAUACACAAGUACAUUCAGAUAAAACAUGUUAGUGUUUAAUGUUUCAGAAAUAUUUUAGUUAUAAAUUCAUCAGAAUAUAUAAAAGGGAUAUACCAUAGCAGUGUUGAGAGUGAAAUAUGUUAAUGAAAUGUCAGUCAUAUAAAUCAUAUAAGUUCAUAGAGGAGAUAAGUUAUAUUAAUGUUCAGAACAUAUUAUAUAUUUUAUAAAAAGAGCAGUCUUGUGUACUCACGAGAGUUAAUAUACAGUAUAAACAAUAUAUAUAAAUAUAUAUAUAUCUUUUCUAGGUAGUAGGUUGGUAGACAGCAACCGCCCAGGGAGGUACUACCAUCCUGCCAAGUGAGUGUAAAACAAAAGCCUGUAAUUGUUUUACAUGAUGGUAGGAUUGCUGGUGUCCAUUUUUCUGUCUCAUAAACAUGCAAGGUUUCAGGUACAUCUUGCUACUUCUACUUACACUUAGGUCACACUACACAUACAUGUACAAGCAUAUAUAUACACACUCCUCUUGGUUUUCUUAUAUUUUCUUUCUAGUUCUUGUUCUUGUUUAUUUCCUCUUACCUCCAUGGGGAAGUGGAACAGAAUCCUUCCUCCAUAAGCCAUGCGUGUUGUAAGAGGUGACUA
Molecule: messenger RNA, 3223 nt
Organism: Cherax quadricarinatus
Lineage: Eukaryota; Metazoa; Arthropoda; Malacostraca; Decapoda; Parastacidae
Source: RefSeq, a predicted model, not a curated record